This is a messenger RNA of Dalotia coriaria, 2905 nucleotides long. Its product is annotated as ethanolaminephosphotransferase 1. Gene Ontology annotation, molecular function: ethanolaminephosphotransferase activity. The transcript is spliced from 6 exons. The coding region runs from base 495 to 1664 and encodes 389 amino acids. The record is from RefSeq and is a predicted model, not a curated record. Lineage: Eukaryota; Metazoa; Arthropoda; Insecta; Coleoptera; Staphylinidae. Gene Ontology annotation, biological process: phosphatidylethanolamine biosynthetic process. Gene Ontology annotation, cellular component: Golgi apparatus; endoplasmic reticulum membrane.
CAAAAUGGUGGCACAUGAAUGAAGUGCGUCAUCGAAUCGUUCGUUGCGUGCCGGAUUCGCGAUAACAGUAGCAGGUGAUAACACGAGAAAAACAAAACGGCGGCAUGGAGAACGAACUCCAAUGAACCGCGCGAUAAGCGCCAGCACGGAGGAGGAGCGCACGCAUCAUACGACGCGUGAGCAGCGUCGUCAGUCGUAGCGCCGCACUCCACGCGAUUCAUUUCCUGCCGGUCGUGCUCCCGGAACAAGCGUUCAAUCUGAUUAGUUUACAGUAGUUUGCAUCAACCUUACCGACGGACGUAAUCACGCGAUCGUCGUGCGUUCGCCGAGUAACGAUAGUAACGCUCAAACUGUUUACUUCAGGCGUGAUUCGUGUCGUCGAGUAUCGACGUGGAGCUGGUGUGGUGCCGUAUUUAGGUGCUGCAGGAAGCAGCCAACAGUUCGCGUUUUAAUUAGGAUACACGUACAGUGGAGACACCUCCACCGACGGCAGGAUGAGGUCCUAUUUAACCAAAGACCAUUUGGUCGGAUUUGAAAAUUACAAGUAUAGCUGUAAAGAUACUAGUCCACUUAGCGUAUAUGUGAUGCACCCAUUUUGGAACAAAGUCAUAUUGAUCUGUCCGAAAUGGAUCGCCCCCAAUCUACUAACGUUCACCGGAUUCCUAUUUACCCUGGUGAUGUUGGCUCUAUUGAGUCUCUACGACUAUGAAUUCUAUGCGAAUGCUCCGAACCAUCCAGAAGUGUUGCCGAUUCCGAGCUGGGUGUUUCUAGCGAGCUCGAUAUUUCUAUUCCUCGCUUAUACACUAGAUGGUAUCGAUGGAAAGCAAGCCCGUCGCACAGGAACCAGCGGCCCGCUCGGAGAACUCUUCGAUCACGGUCUGGAUUCACUCACAGCGGCGAUAAUCCCGCUCGCAUGGUUUUCCAUCUUUGGCCGCAGCGAAGAACACAGCAUCAAUGCGCUGCGCAUGUUCUUCGUCGUGUGGAACGUCCUCAUCCACUUCUAUCUCACGCACUGGGAGAAAUACAACACUGGUUUGCUAUUCCUACCGUGGGGUUAUGACUUCUCAAUGUGGUGUACGAUCAUCACGUUUUUCGCCGCCGGCGUACGCGGAAACGAUCUCUUCAACUUCAAGCUCGCCGGGUUGAGCGCCGGCGUCUGCUUUGAGAUACUCUUAUACGUUUCAUCCGGUUUGGCGAAUCUGCCUAUGAUCGGAUGGAAUAUGUAUCAGUCGUACAAGAAUCAAACGGGGUACAAUCGGACGUUUGCGGAGGCGGUGCGACCGCUGGUUUCGAUCACGGUGUUCUUUGUGAUGACCACAUUAUGGGUGUUAUUGGCACCGUAUGUCUUGGAGAAGGAUCCGCGUGUGGUGUUUAUUAUCAUUGGGACUGUCUUCUCGAAUAUUUGCUGUCGAUUAAUCGUGGCGCAAAUGAGCAACACUCGCGCUGAUUUAUACAACUGGCUGUUGACUCCCAGUGGGGUAUCGAUUGCUGUGUGCCUCUUGGUGGAUAGUGAAGUUGUGCAGCUCACGACAGCCUAUGUGUGGUGUGCCAUUGCGUUGAUAACACAUAUUCAUUACGGAACGUUUGUGGUUCAAGAAAUGUGCAGACAUUUCCGGAUCAUGUGCUUCAAAAUUCCGACGCAAGAACCGCCACACGCCGAUUGACUUGCUGCCGACAACGCCUGAAAUUAAGCAUUCAUCUACCCGGGCGCAAAAUCACCACUUACCACCAUCAACAACACAAAUCUUCAAUUUUGUUAUAUUUUGCGUUCAACGUUUAAUUUCGUGCGUUGUCCCUCGGACGCCACUCUAUGUUUUUGUGCUCGUCCAUUUGUGAUUGUUUAUUAUUUGUUUAAUUUUUACUUUCUCUCCGACGCGAGAGAAGCAAAUCUCAGGCGUGCAGCAAAUUUUACGUGAAGCGUUGAAUAAAUUCAGACGGCGUCCGCAGCAUAAUGAAAUCUAGCAUGAUAUCUUAUUAGUAGAUUGUUGCGGUUGUGAUUGAGCAAGCAGAUCAAGUUGCACGCUGAGAAUGAUGUACGAAAGCGUCGUCUUUGUUUUUGCUCAAUGAAUACUCAUUUUUAUUAUUUAUUUCGAUAAUUUCAACUUCAAAGUUACUUGAUAAUGCCAGUCAGACAAACUAAAUAAGUAAACAUCAACAAGAACUAACAAAUAGAACAAAUGCAGUCGUUUAUAAAGCAGUAGCUAUACAAAGGUAUGAUUUUGAUUGCAGUUAAUUUUUAUUUUUUACUUUCGAGGGGUUUUUAUUUAUGAAUAUCAUUUUGGUGUAAUAUUUGAUGUUUACGAUGAUGCGCCAUGUGCCAUUUUGUAAAACGUAUUUAUUGUAAGUACGGAUGUGCGACUAGUCGCGUUGAAAAUGACUGCUACGGAUGGAACCCUACAUGAUUUGGUUGUAUAAUUUGCUAAGUAUCUUGUAAGUUGCGGCAGGUUGAUCACACGACACGAAUAGUUGCACAUGCUGUAGAUAAGAGGCGUCGCUUCUUUCUGUUUCUUGUAAUAAUUAACAUUCCAUUUGUACACACUUCACCAUGGGCUUCUUUUUGGCAGGGAGAUGCGGUAGGAAUGUAGGGUUUAGGCGUAGCGGACUUGUAGAUAGGGUUUUUAAUGUAUUGUAAUUUUUUGGACGUUCGCAGUUCGCAAGUUUAACAAAUUGUGGUACGCUAGUGAAACCAAAUAGAUUGCAAGCAGAGUGGACGUGGUCGUAACCGACCAAUAAUUAAUUAAUUAAUUUUUGGAUUAAUUAAUAAGAAUGAUUGCACUUGAUUUUUCGGUGUCGCAUAAUUAAAAAUUGAAAACCAAUGGUGAUUUUCGAGCGAUCGAAAAAAUAUAUUUCAUAUGAGAAUAGUUACAAUAAAAACAAUAAAAUGGAAUAAUACUUAUGUAACAAA